Porites evermanni is the source of this 17456-nucleotide messenger RNA. Lineage: Eukaryota; Metazoa; Cnidaria; Anthozoa; Scleractinia; Poritidae. The record is from the annotation of a GenBank genome assembly.
AUGCUGAUUUGUAAAUGUGAACAUUGUGAGGACCAAAAUUACACCUGCCUUACAGAUGGAGCAUGCCUGGCCACUUUAGACAAAGUUAUUAAAACUGGAGAAAUUAUGCGAAGAAAGGCUUGUACCAAUCCAGAUCUUGGUGACAGGCUUUCAUGUUACAAUCCUCCUACACCAACCUCCGUUGCCCACUGUUGUUACUAUAACAUGUGUAACACAGACAUUACUCUUACUUUUCCAACAGCCUCAAUGAUUUCUAAAUCAGUUAGAGGUAAAUGGCUACUUUCAUACUGUAAAUAAGACGAUGAACUUGCUUAAAACUAUAUGUAGGAGCUCUGAGGAGCUGCAGGACAGAUAAUAUUUAAAAGCGACAGUCAGGAAAAAUCGAGCAAAAUCUUAAUUUCAUAGCAAGAGUUGAAAAAUCAAUUUCUUUCAUUUUUUUUGUCCAUAGAUACAUGUACCUUUCAGGUAGAUAAGAAACCUGAUGUAGAUUGUUCCCGCAAGAAGCAUUUUAUUUGUAAGAAAAAUUAGAAGAUCAGUUUUCAAUGUCAUAGUCUCAGACUGCCCUAAUUUUUAACGUGAAAAUAUUCUCUAAUAUCAACUUUCCUCGCAUUUGCAAACAAUGCCGCAUGGAAAAAAUCUGAACACUUUCUAUGAACAGAAAAAUUCUCUUUCUUUCACUAGAAGAAACUUUCAGGGCAGUAGGGAGGCUCAUCACACUGAAACAAUGCAGUAAUGAGGGAUAGCUUUUCAGGAUAACAAAAGCUUAAGUUCAGUAAUUUCAAAGGCAAUAUUUAACAUGUGGUAUACACACGGUAUCUCUAAACUCCUUUCAUUUUAAACUUUCCUUUAAAACAUACCAGGGAAUUGGCUUGGGUUAUUGAAGGUAAUCUCUGUAAGACACUAUCAAAGUUUAUGAAUUUUCAUGGUAGGCCAGCGGUAACUGUGUAAGGGCCUUGUUUUUUGUAUUUCUUGUAGGUUUCCUCAUUGCAAAAUUGCUUUUUUUAGAUCAAAGAGUGAGGCAAAAAGGUGAAACUGGAUCAAUUUCAGCCAUUUUGAAACACUGAACUCUACCAGCCGGCGACUCUGCUUGACAUAUGUUCAGUGACUGCACGUGUCAUAAUGUAGGUUUGAAGAGACGUAGCCAUCAAAAUGGCUGUCACAGAAUUAGGAUAGUAAUGCAACAAAAUUCUUGGAAGGGUAACAUUUUGAUGCUGACAGUGUUUUGAAGAAUAAAAAGUCAAAUGCGCUAUAGUUCUGGUACUCAUUUUUUAUCAAAAAAUAAGGACUUUGGCAAUGGUAAUUCUCUUAGGAUGACAUAACAGGAAGAUAAUUAUAUUGUCUUGUUACACUACGAAACAAUGAAAUUUGGAGCCGUUAAAUAAGUUAUUUUGGUCACGCUUCACUGUAUCACUGCUUCACUGACAUCGAUGCUUUUGUUUGAAGGCUGCCUUGAGUAACCCAAGCCAGUUCUUAGGGAUGUGUCAGAUGAAUGUCUAAAUGUGUGAUUAAAUGAGGGCUGAGAAAAUUUGGAGCUAUACUGUAUAAUGCCGCAAAAAACGACUACUAAAUUAAAGUUUUGUCACCGCAAAAACUUGUUCUUCAUCUUUGAAUUAUGUCACGUCAGCGAGUCUCGAUAUUACUUUGACAGUAUCUUCUAGUGAAAGAAGAAGAGUUGUUCUAUUGAUGGGACGUGUUCAAAUUUCUCCUUGCGGCUUUGUUUGCAAACGCAAGGAGAGUUGAUGUUAUCAAAUUUCCGGUUUGAAAUAGGGCCAUUUUGAGACUCCAACCACAAAAACGUAUAUCCUUAACUUUUCUCCAAAAUAAAAGAUUUUUUGCUAGAACAUUAUUUACAUCAGAUUACUUAUCAACCUUAAAGCUAUCUAUGGACAAAAAUAAAUGAAAUCAAAUUUUGAACUCUUGAUGCUCAAUAUUUCCUGAUUGUUGCUCUUUAAGCCUUGAGGUAAUAUUUCUUGCCCUUUUGCCAACUUGGGGUGAAAACUUGCUGUGUUUGCUCAAAAAAGCACAACAACAGCAACAACAACAACAAUCUCCAUUUUUCCUUAAUUCUACUUCGUGAGCCUGGAGGGUUUUCAUGAGAAUAAAUAAUAGUAGCGGGAGAAAGCUGUAACAUUAUAGGAGAAUAUUAAUUUUUGAAGAGGCUUCAUGUCUGAAUAACAAAUACAGUGUAGUCAUAGGCUAUCGAAUGCUAGCUGUAGAAUUCUGUGUAGUAAGUGGAGAAUUCUCCGAUCUCUGAUACCCAAUGAACACCCUGAGGUAGCUAGUGCUAAUUAAUCUUGGUGGGCCUGUCAAUUAAUUUGUAAGCAAUAAUUUUUUUCUUGUUUAGUACAAUAUUUCUAUAUCAGUCUAUAAUACAUAAAAUAUAGGUACAUGUAGGAAAGCGUGUACAGUUUACAAAAGUCAUAGGAGAGAAAGAAUUUACAGUGUACAAAGAAUUUUCAGUAUAAUUAUUGUAAAGUUUAUGGAAAAAGCUGGGGUCAUUUUAUACAAUGUACUUUUGUCAAGAGGAUUUCACCUUAGAAAUGCACCAUAGCACUAAUGAAAUUUUCCUCCUUGAUGGUGCAGUGCUCAUUGGGAUUGGUGUCUAUUUGGAAGGUUGUUUAUGGUACCUUAUGUUUAAAAAGAUCAAUGUGGUCAAGUGCUUAUGAUAAUAGAUAAGUGGCCAUCUUUGUGUCAAAUAUACUGAAUGGUGGUAUAGAAUCACAAAGGGAACAUUGAUACACAACCGCUUAAAAGUAAGUUACUUGCCCUCUCAUGAGACAUGAAUGGUCCGAUUCCUGUAGCACAGAUUGUAAUUUUCCCAUCAGGUAUGUCCCUAACUAUUUUGGCUAAUAUUCUUGUGCAAUGUAAAAAAUCCGUUGUAAAGCAGUAAAGAACAAUCAAGCUUAAUGUAGACACCUGUCACACUGUAUAACACUCUCUUUUAAUGUCAGUCACUCAGAGAUUGUUGAAUUGUUUUCAGAUUCUGAACAGGGUAAUACCAGUGAGAUAAGUACAAUAGCUGUUGCUGCAUCUAUUGCUGGUCCAAUGUGCGUAAUAUGCGUUUUGAUCAUGGUUUUUAUUUGGUGGUACCAAAGGAGACAGAGAAAGCAACAAGAAAGGUCAAAAGAUGCACAAGGAACACUACAACCUUUAGAGGAUGAAGCAGUUAUCCCACCAGGACAGACAUUGAAGGAGUUAAUGGACAUGUCAACAGGUAGGUUGGUAACUUAUCGUGCCAGGACUUGGGCAGGAAAAUAAAAAGAUAAUGUCGUCAUUUAUUCACAGCAGGAACUGAGGUAAAGAGUUCAUUUUGCAACUUCUUUAGCUAUGUAUUUUGUGGGAUUAAUGGGCAACAAACCGUUCUGUACAAGAAAGAGUUAUUUUUAAUUUCUGGCUACCUGAAGGGUAGGAAGGCACUUUGAUGUUCAAAUGUGUCAUUAUAAUAAUAACUGUUAUUUCCUCAGUCACUGGAGGCCAAAGGCCAAGGCUGGUAACACUUAACGAGACCUUGAUUGUUUAGGAUAUGACAAAAACCGAAUCUGAUGAUUGUUUUAUUGUACAUUGUUUUGAGGAAAAUAACAAACAACACAAUCGCAAGGAACCUAAAUUGAUGAAUAUGUUAUUGGAAAUCGUGCAUUGCACACAACCUAGAGAUUAGUCAAUUACAAGAUCGAUCCUGAACAUAAUUUAUCUCGAUAACUAACUAAUCUGUAGGUUGUGCUGAUUUCCAUAAUAUUAGCUGUAGGCACUUAGCCAGUUAGAAGGAGUUAUGUGUUUAAAAAUUUCUAACCAGUUUGAAAAUUUUAAACCAGUUUGAAAAAUCUAAACCGGUUUGAAAUCUUCAAACUAAAGAUUACAUUUGAACCACAACAUGUGAAACCCCUACAGGGCUAAUGAGCUUGACUAAUCUCUCAAGGAACACAUUUUUCGGACAGACCGCUUUCUGUUUCAAGAAUCAUGAAGUAUACGCCAUGGACUGUGACAAAUGGCUUAAAUUGUAAUCCUCACUUACUUGUGUGAUAAAAUAAAAUUUGCCCACUCAGAAAGGAAGAAUCAAACAGCUGACAAAAUUUUCCACUUGUUCGUGCAUUUGAAAUGGAAAUGUAACCUUUUCAAUGUUUGCACCUGGCUAAUAAUUACCACCGAUCGAUGAAAAGUAAACAAAGAAACACAAAUGGCCCGUAAUGUAAUUUCACUGCAUUGCAGUGCAAAUAGUUUCUCGUCUGAAGUUUCCACAAUUAAGAUAGUCUUGGAUAAACCCGCUUCAGAAAUCAAGACUUUUGCGUUUAGACAUAAGUAUGUCACGAUUGUGUGAGUUAUAAAGUUGCAAAUUGCAUGUUGAAGCAAGCAGUUUUAAAUUACCUAGACGUAUAUAAAAGUAACAAUCUAAUACUCGAGUCCCUUGACUGUACCUUCCAACAAAACAGGUUGAGACCCAAAAUAGCUGUUUUUCCUGUCAACCUAGCAAAAAUUAACAGAAACUGUCACCAAAUGAAUGACCAUUUCCCUUCCUCCCCUCACCCAAUGCUGUUUUAUAGGGUAACACCAGAAUUACACGUUACAUGUAGUUUUUAAACCAAAACAACCCCAUUGAAAAGGGUUUGGGGAGGGCGGCUUACUUUUCAUUUAGACAUCACCCAAAUAGAGUAAUCAAGAUCGCUUGCUUUGAUUCAAAGAUGCUAUAGGCAUGCAAUCUGUGUGAACGUAAACGAGUCAAGUAAACAAGCCAAGUGACGCAAAUAGGGUAAAAAGCUUGUUGGAAAAAAGCUCUGCUAGCGGGGUACUUGAUCCCACUUUUACAAGAAACACAAUUUCCAACAGUGUGGGAACGAAGAAAUUAAAAGUGAUGAACAUGAUAAGCAAUGCAGGGAUAAUUUUCAGUACUAUUUUGGAGGAAAAGAUAAACUUAAUCUGAAACUUAUGGUAUUUUUUACGUCACAUAAGAACUGCCUAGUUUUUUUCAGAAGGAAGCAUUAAAUUGAGGGAUUAAAUCGGUCAAAAUAUUUGUAAUUUAAAACAGGUUUCGAAUACAUGUAAGUUAUCUCUCAAUUUGACUAAAACGAACUUUAUAAUUUUUUUAUCUGAGGCCAAAGAAAAUUAAUGUUACUGUUCCUCUUGUUAUGGAAUACUAUAAUCAAGCAAGUCAUGGAAACUCUUAGGAAUCUCAUUUUAGUUUUUGUUUCUCAAAAGAUCUCGAAAACUGUGAGAAAAGCUCACUAUUAUCUAUCAUUCAAAUCGUUGCUGACCUUAUAUUACUCUCCAGUAUAUCCCUACGUAACAUACUGUAAUGUUGCCUGGUCCUCCAUCUAUUGCUCUAACCUAAAUUGUAUUUACCUUUUGCAAAAGCGGGUGGCUUAUGUCAAAAGCUCACUAUGUAGCAAAUACUGCCCUGUUAUUUAGCAAGCGUAAAGUCCUUGACAUAUAUAGUGUUAAUUCUUUUUCUGUAGCUACAUUUAUGUAUUCCUAUCACCACAAUCUUUUGCCUAGUAGCUUUUCAUAACCUCUUUUAAGUAGUAACCAGGUUCACCGUCAUGAAACUCGACUAGCCUCUCAAUAUAGACCUCAUUUUUGUGGAACUAAUAUUAAGCAGUUCAGUAUCCUUUAUCGAGGACCAACAAUCUGGAAUUCUUUACCAGUUACACUAAUCAGCUCCUCUUCCAUAUUUGUUUUUAAAAAUAUCUGAAAAAUUAUCUCAUUAAUAGUCGUUCUGUCGCUUAAGUUUUAUGUUUUCUGCUCUCUCUGCAAUCAAGUAAGCCUUUGUAAUAUAGCUUAUGGAAGCCUAUUAAUAUAUGCUCCCACCUUCUUUAGACAACUUAUAUUGUAAUUAACACCUCUUGUAACUUUUUAUUAUUAUGUAAUGUGAGUGACUAAAAAAACAAGUGAAUGAAUGAAAUGAACUCCAGUGGCCACCAGCUUGAUUUGAAGCCCGUGAUAGUAGAUGGAAGUAUGGUCAAGACUUAGAAAAUAGAUAAAACUGUCUCAAGAGUUUUGUCUGAUGGUGUUGUCUUUUUGAAAAACAUUUUUAACUGAACAAUGUUUUAUUUUUUGCAGGAAGUGGCUCGGGAUUGCCUUUAUUAGUUCAACGGACAAUAGCGAGACAAAUUCAUCUGGUAGGACUCAUUGGUAAAGGAAGGUUUGGUGAAGUUUACAAAGGGCUCUGGCGAGGUCAGAGUGUUGCAGUCAAGAUUUUCUCAUCUCGAGAUGAGUGCUCAUGGUUUCGUGAAGCAGAAAUCUAUCAGACAACCAUGUUGCGGCACGAAAAUCUGUUAGGUAUGACAACUUACAUUUUGUAUACUCUUACCGUUUUUCCUUUUUUAAAUAAUAAUAUGAUAUACUUUUACUUGAUUUGACCUGAGUGGAAUUCUUUUAAACUAGUUGGUGUUAAAAGAGGCCUGCCCAAAUGUAUCUAUUAGAGUGUUGGUUAUGUUUUUUAAUUGUACAAUGAAGAAUGGUGGAACUUUAUGUUAAAAAAUGCUUUCUUUUCAAAACAUCAUGCCGGGUAAACUUACAUGUAGACAACUUCUAUUUUAUCAUUCUUAUUUGUUCCCUGCUUUCUAUACAAAUUAAUCUUGACAAAAGGAAAACAUAGCUGCAUUUACCAACAUUUCCUUCCAGUGUUUAGCACCUUAGAUUCUCAUUUACGGAGAGAUAUAUCUGCCAAUUCCAGCAUUUCCAAGCAUCCAUUUUUCAGCUGCAAUUGUGCUUGGUAAUUUAUUCAAGUCCGUCACAUUCACACAGGCAGUUUGCCACUUGGGGACAAUAAGAAGAAUAAUAUGAGCAUACAGUUGUUUAUAUAGAAUACUUCAUGGAAAGUGGGUGCGUACGGUAUGUGCACAUGAGUUGUUCACGUAUCAGAAAUCAAACGAGUGAGCGCAGUGAAUGAGUGAGAUUUCUGAUACAAAAACAUGCAGUGAGUGCGUAAAUACAGUACAAAGUGCUUUCCACGUGGCAUUGUGUUUACUUAUAAUUAUUUUGGCAUAUUGAGACAUUCAUCAUUUUGCCAGCCUGUUAUUUCAAAUCUUCCCAAACUCGUAAAAUACCAACAUUUGCCACUACACUUUGCGAAAUGACAAAGAAAACGAAGUAUGUUAAGCUUCGUGCAGUGAAACCUAUAUUAAGCGGACCCCCAAUUAAGCGGACACCCUUUAUUAAGCAGACACUAAACUGGGUCCCGAAAUUAACUGAUAUUUCCCUUUAUAACAAACCCCUAUUCAGCGGACACCUCUAUUAAGCGGACGCGGACACUAAAAUAAAUUGUAUUUGGCUAAUUUUCUCGGUUUUCACAUGACGUCACCGAAAUUCAAACUGAGAAACUAUCGAUUCUUCUCAGUUUCUGAGUUUCAUGUGAGGUAUUACGGCACCUAAACACCUAUAUUAAAACGAAGUUUUGGUUCGAAAGGGUUCUUCGUUUUGCUACAACCUCGUUCCCAGGGUGGGAACGAGGUUGCGUUUUGCUAUAGAGGACGUUUGAAUUUCGAGGCUUUUGCGUGACGCGGCAUUUAGCUGGCGGCCAGUAAGGCUCUUAAAAAAAUGAACCAUUUUUUAGUAAAAUGGCGGUUUGAAUAUAAAUCGAAGUUAGGUGGCGGUGCUUGCUUUAUGUGAUGAUCUUUCCCUUACAGGUGAAAAGUGUGCGGAAUCGCUUUUCAUUGAAAUUCAUAGACCUAAUGAAAAGAUAUUCUAAUCGGGACAUUAAACCGUCCUCCCGACCAGAAUGUGCAGGAUUUUGAUGGCAGCGUAGAUCAGCUUAUUACCUAAAUCCCUACCUUUUCAGGAGAAUUGUAAAUAAAGCGAUCACGUACUUGCUAAGUUGAUUAAGGCAAAUAGGUGUCUGUUUGUAUUAAGAUCUUUACGAAAGGAAGGUUUCAGUCAAGGUGAAGUAGACCACCUAUAGUACCGAUCAAAAGUAAGUUACCACCCUCUCGCGUCGCGCGCUACGCGAUUCGCGUAGCGCCAAGGAUAAAAAACUGUAAGUACAGCUCUAUCCCAGCAACUUUGUCGCGUGACAAACAAUCAAAGUAGGCGAACCGAAAAUGACAAGAACGUUGGUAUGACUAAUAAAAAAAUACGCACGUACAAGGGCCAUUUCGGAAUAUUUAAGUCAUGUAUUAAGCGUAUAAUUGUCAAAAUUCUGUAAAUGAUGGUUACAAAUCCGUCAAGCAGUCACUCUUUCUCUAUUUACAAAUGUAAUGAUUCACCUGUUGAUUCUAGAAGUCGAUACUCUGCGAGCAGAGGCCCUUCGAAGGGUGAGAAGCAGAGGGUUAAUUUUGAUCGCACGGUUCUUUCGUCGAUGUAGCUCAGAGACUCGAAACCAUAAAACAUUUUUCUUCAUAUAGCACUCACAACUCGAAACCAUUGUUGCCGAGAUUUCAAACACGGUCAAAGAUCUUGUCUUGUUAUUCUGUAUCCAUUCUUUUGGGUUUGCAUGUAGAUAACAUUAGCUUGGGCUUUGGUUUCGAGCGACAUGUGAACAUUGUUUACGAAUGUUCAAACACGGAGUUGUUGAAAUACUUUGUGUCGAUGAUACACAGAAACACUGUAGUGUACUUACGUGAACGAAGCACGACACUUGCUGAGAGACUAUCACAGAUAGUUAGCUGUUUUGAAGUUCAUUCAACAAAUGUAGGUAAAUAAUAGCGGUGCAAAAGGACGGUUUCGUUGAAGACCCAAGCGGUUUUUGCAUUUGCCGCCUUCAAAAAUGGAAAAUGCUAACUGCGCUCACAUCACUUCGCUUGUCGCUUUGUAAAACUGUAAACAGUAGCCAGAAAAGAUACGCAAUGGCGUAAGUGCGUGGUAUGUAUCGACGAGUUUUUAAGGAGGAAAAAAGGGAAGGGGAAGCCAGGCAAGAUUAAGAAAUAAGAGUUGAGAAUUAAAUAACUGAAGCCUGAGUGAGCAGGGCCAUAGCCAGACAGAGUUACUAACUGAAGUAAAAUCGGUUCAACAAUGAAUCCUCUAUAGCCGGCUAGGCGAUAUCUAUUUUUAGUUUUUUUUUUCAUUUGUUUCACAAAAGGCACAUGAAAGGGACUUGAACUCUGGCUAGGCGAUAUCUGUUUUUAGUUUUUCUUUUUAAUUUUUUUCGCAUGUUUGGGAAAAGACUUUAUAAUAGUAGGAGCUAACUAGGUCCAGAGCUUUAUCCUAGAAGCGAUAUGAUUCUAAUUUUUUAAUAAGAAGGGGAGAGUAAAGUGAAUCAAAUGCCUUUCUCAUAUCAGUAAGUAACAUGCCAACUAAUUUUCCACUAUCUAGCUCCAUUUUCCAUUCUUCUACAAGUUGGAUGAGGGUUGUCUUGAAGCUGUGUGUUUUCCUAUAUGUUGUUAAGUUAUCACUGAGGGUGGGGUCCACGAAAUUUAUAAUUUGUUUGCUCAAUAACUUUUCAUAAAUGAGACUGGGAGGCAAGCCAUCAUAACCCGAAGCUUUAUUGGCAUUCAGGCAUUCCAUUUCUUUCGUUAACUCUGCUGGCUUUACGCUGGAGAAGGUGAAAGGUGGUCUAUCAGAUCCACUCAACGUUUCUUUUAUGUUUUGUACACAAAAAUGUGCACUAAAAUUUUCUUUCUUUAAGUUUAGGGUGUCUGUACCGUCAAUGUUGUUUGCUUUUGGAGAGAAAUAAUAAGAUCAGAAUUCCAGUGUUUAGAAGGAUAAGAUAAUAAUGUUUCUAGUCUACCAUUUAUAUUAAGAGUGAUGUUGUUCCCAGCACAUGCAUCCUUUUUAUGGUUUAAGAAGCGAUUAAAGGUGUUGUAGAAUUGCUUAGAGUUAGAGCUCAGAUUAUUGCACACCUUUUGCCAAUAGGACCUAAUUGAUUUGCGCGUCUUAACCUUUUGCCAAUGGGACCUAAUUGAUUUGCGUCUUAACUUUGUAGCCUCAUUGCGCCAUUUGUUCUUGAGUUCCAGAUUGAGCUGUUUUCUGUUUUUGCUGAAUUGUUUUGAGAACUUCCUUUUGUUUCUGAUAGCUCUCUUCAUUCACUUGUCAUGUAAGGGACGUCUUGUUCUCGUACUCUCAGCUUCUUAAAAACGGCGCAUGUUCGUCCAAGACAUAAUUCAGUAGACUUUCCCAGAAGCUACACUUAUCCUCGAUCGAACCAAAAAUUUUCGCCAACAUGCCACGGUGCAAUAUGCAGAUUGUAUUUCAGGUCUUCUUCAUUGAUACCAUUAAGAUUUCGAAAGGUGAUAAUUUUACUUGGAGGAUAUGUAGCCUUGAUUUUCAAUAUCCAGUAUACCAAUGCGUGGUCGCUCAGUUGUGGGUUAAAAACAGCACACCCUUGAAAGAGGUAUGGCUUGUUAGUGAGAAUGAUAUCCAGAAGGUCUGUGAUCUGUUAUUCUAGUGGGUUUCUCAUUGAGGUAAGAAAAAACAUGUAUGUCUUCCAGGUCUAACAAUAUCUUGCCCUCUUUUCGUUCAGGUCUCAAGCGAUCUAGGUUGAGAUCCCCAAGAACUAUAACAAAAUGCUUUUAAAGUGAAGCAAAGAUACAGAUGUCGUUUAGUUCUUCCUCUAACCUGAGGUAGUAUUGCUUACCGAUAGAUUUUGGGGUCUGUAGAUUCCCACUACUACUACAUCAGUUUUUCCAAAUUUGGCUUCAACGAUUAAUGGUUCUAUAGUUGAAAAUUUACGGUGAAAUGGUAAUUUCGUGGAUGGUGUUCCCGAGGAUAUAAAUGCCAUAAUACCGCCCCACCCUUGGUACGGUCACUGGGGAAGAUGCAUGUCAUAGCAACUGAUUUUGAACUGAGCAGUAGAAUAAGAUGCUUCAAUUUUUGUUUCUGUAAGAAAGAAGACUUGCGCUUUGAUUUCUUUCAUAAGCUGUUUCACUUCCUCAGAUCUAUUUUGGACUCCACUGAUGUUCAAAUGCAUUACGAGAAUCUCUCGGUCAUCAUCGUUCCUUGAUUUAAUAACUUCUAGAAGGGAAUUCGCCCUGGUGUUUGACAAGUUCGACGUGUUUAGUGUCUGUGCAUAAUAUUCGCCUUCGUCCGACAAAAUUGAUUCAUCAGCAAAAGGUAGGGCGCUUAAAAAACAUGCUGGGCAAAUCCAGUUUGCUGGAGGCGUUUGUACUCCCUAAGCUUCACUCGACUGCACUUCAUAUGGCACCACAGUGUGCAUUGAUCACAACUUAAUGCUCGGUGGUUACUGGCAAUUACCUUUUUGCAAACAGAGCAGCUUGUAGGGCCAGGAUUUAAUUCAAUGUUUCCUCUGACAGUAAUACACGUAAAUUGAUAUCUUGAAUCAGAAUUCGGAUAAUACGGUACUCGUGACGCUAGGAAGCCUCUCCGACAAGAGGACAAUCCAAAAUGGCGGACUUCACAAACUUGUCCAUGCAGGACGUUUGCAGACAAGAAACCAAAGCUCAUUGGUCUGUGGAAUACCUUUCCUUACCUUUCUUUUUCUUCAUUGCCUGAGCUGGUUACGUACAAGAGUAGGAACAGAGUUAAAGGCCAAAAGUAUCGAGACCAAAGGCACGAACAUCCGGUCGCUAUUUUAAUUUUUUUUUUUGAUACCUUGUUCCUUCGUAUUAUUUUUACUCUGCCUUCGCCGUUCAGUUAAAUUAAAUUUUGUAAUUUAAUAGGGAAAGCCCACGUUGUAUAAGCCUCUUGGUUUCUUUGGACUUUCGUGCCAUUUCCUGGCGAUUCUUGUCAUCUGUUUCUAUAAAAUAAGUAAAAUAACUAAACUAAAUAAACUUAGCCUAACAUUUAAAGAUUAAAUUUGAACAGCAUUUUGUGCAGACUGCCUUUUAUGGUCACAAUAUUGUCUUUAAACGUGCAGAUACAAAACUAGGAAGCCCUUACGUGUUUUACUGAAUUUAGGGGAAUAUGUCGUAGGAUUUCAAAGUUGCAUUUAUUUAGUACAUUUUUUUGUGAUAAUGCAGGUUUAAGUAGUUGCUGAUACAUGUAUCUUUAUACCUACAAGAAAAUCAAUAACAUUUUUUCGUAAAGACCCACCAUUCUUCAUUAAAGAUGCCAAAAAGCAUCGAAAUCUGUUAAUGGUAAAAAGUUUCAGGCCACCUUAACUUUGCAUUUUGGACCACCGACCUAUUCUCUAUAUGUUUAAAACACUCUGCUUUUGUGUUACAAUAAACUUUAGUUUUGCAGCCCUCCAGGAAGGACUUUAUAUAUUCCCAAGAGCUUUUGAAAACAAUAACCUAUGGAAUUUUGUUUGGGGAGGGGGGUGGGGGAGUGGAAGGGGCCAAACAGGAUUUAUUAGGGGAUUCAUAAAAUAUAUACAUCUUACUAGUGAGAACGUCCUGUUCAUGAAGAGAAUAGUGCAAAGAAAAGCCACAGACUAUUUUUAUUGCAAGACUAGUAAGUUAGAACUAUAAUAAGAUGCAGCUAUGACACAGAGUUUACUGACAAUAUAAGUGUUGUUCAAAGAUGCUCGGAAAGUAACAUUUUAAUUAAUAAUGUUAAAUGAAUUAUCUUCUCAGGCUUUGUAGCCGCAGAUAACAAAGAUAAUGGUGCUUGGACCCAGCUGUGGCUUGUAACUGACUACCUGGAGAGAGGGUCUUUGUAUGACUACCUUCAGUUUGUUACUUUGGAUGUUGAGGCAAUGCUUAAAAUGUGUGUCUCUAUUUCCAGUGGAUUAGCACAUCUCCAUAUAGAGAUUGUCGGUACCCAGGGUAAACCUGCGAUUGCACAUCGGGACUUAAAAAGCAAGAACAUUCUUGUGAAGAGAAAUGGUAAGGAAGUGGAUUUAAUAACAUCAACAAGUCGUUAUCAAAAGGAUAUCACAAUAUACACUGAAUGUCAGGUCCCCAGAGAAACAGUUUUGUUUUUUUUUUUGAGACCCCUGAGAAAACAAAACUAACUGGUUUCCCAAGAGUCCUGACGUUAAGUUUUUUGCUAUAUUCCUAGGCUUUCACUUCAAAAGUAGCAAAGAAUAAGUAGAGCGAAUCAAAACAUUGUUGGUACUUGUAAGAACAAAUUUAAUUUUAAAAUCGCCAAAUGAAUGACUUUCCUACCUUCCUUUCUUAACUUUCCUUAGGCGUUAUAUGCAUCUUUUUACUCCAGUUGCUGCUGUUUCUCUUCUGGGAUAACUUGAAAAUUUGUUGCUUUUUAGCUUACGGUUUUUAUGUUUGGUUUUUUGUUUUCAUUCACAAGGGUGAAAACUGGCAGUGUGUUUUUCCCGCCUUCUGUCACGUCACUUUCCACCAUGCUUUGGUCACGUGAUGUUGUAUCCUGAGGGGGGUACAAUUGAUCAAAAUGAACUUAUCAAGAUCGGGAUACAUUUGAUUUUAGUCAAGGAAGUCCCUGUUUAGUUGAGUGAAAGCCUACAUCUGUAGGAAUAUAGGAAUAUCUGGUUUUUGAUUUUAGAUGGCUCCAAGCCAUGGAAAGGUUACCUUUUUUAUAUCUAACUACUUCAUAGUUAACCGACUAGCUAAUAACACUGAUAAGCAUACUGUCCCAGGAACACACUGAUUCUUAACAUCUCAUUGUUGUGAGAUUUUUAAAGUCCUUCGUGUUUCAUUCAUCCCAAAAAUAUUUUUUACAUCUUAAGUAUGACUGGACAACCGGCAAUUUGACAAACAAUAAACGACUGUUAAACUGUGACAAAAGACAGAUCGAAACACGCCAGUGGACAUUUCGAGUCUUCAUAGCCAACAGCAUCAUGGCUUAACUGACAGACGAUUGUGACUUAAUUGACCAAUCAAGUCUCUGGUGAAAAACCAGGGAGAGUUUAAUACCAUCGUCUCACGUUAUGCAACUCACUUUGACUCUGAAGAUUACUACUGCACGGGUUGUUGGAACAUCAGUCACUGUCAACAACAGUCCUAUACAGGACUACGUUCACCUGGACGGUCAUCCUCAACCUACUCAUGUAAAGUAUAAUAAUUAUGCUGAGAUUUGUGACCGACCGGCUAAACACUCUGUUUAUGAUUUUAGUCCAUGUUCAGCUGCCUGGAGUAACUGCUCUCUCUGUCUCCUCUUUAAACUCCUUUGUCUUCAGAGCAAUACUGGGGAGUGUUUUCUGACUUCCGUCAUGCCUAUUUUAUCUUAUAUCCUCAUAAAUACAUAUACAGUGGAUUCCUUUUGCUUUGUUAAAUACAGGAAACGUGUUUUCUUCGUUGUUAACAUAAUCCUGUAAAUAAAUCUGUGUGCUCCCAAAUGCCUCAAAACCGGUUUUCAUAUUACCUGUAGGGCCGUUUUUAUUACCAAUUUUAAAGGUGCCAUGCCCUCAGCAUGUAGCAACUCAGGGAAAUGCACUUUACUGGUCUAUACUGUCACUUAACUUUUCAGUUCUACACCUUCGCUACUGCAACUUAAUUCUCUUAAAAUGCUAUCGUUUCUUCCCUUACAUUUGUAAGUUUAAAUCAGUUAUGUGGACAAGUUUAUAUUGAACAAGUAAACAUGAGUUCAGGGCUGCUAGCAUUUUGUACACUUGUGCCCAUUUCACUUUAUUCAUAACUUACAAUGUAAUAACUAGAUUUGCAAUACAUUUUGCAUUGAGUAGUAGUCAAGCAAUUUAUUGGAAAUGAUUAUUUGAAGGAAGGAAUUUCAAACUACAGUUUACAUGUAUCAGUAUGACAAAGAGGAUUUGCUUUCUGGUUUGGUAGGGACAUGUUGUAUAGGUGAUUUGGGACUUGCUGUGCGUCACAACUCAGCUAAUGAUACAGUGGAUGUGCCACAUGGCAACAAAGUUGGAACGAAACGUUACAUGGCACCAGAGUUUCUUGAAGACAACUUUCAUGUGCGACAUUUCGAUGCCUACAAGCGUGGUGAUGUGUAUGCCUUUGGUCUUGUAUUGUGGGAGAUAGCUAGGAGGUGUGUGUUCGGAGGCACUUGUGAUGAAUAUCAAUUACCGUACUAUGACAGAGUUCCAUCUGAUCCCAGUGUUGAAGACAUGAGGAAAGCGGUUUGUAUCGAAAACUUCAGGCCAGUUGUUCCUGCCAGAUGGAGUCAAGAUCAGGUACUUUAUUUUAUCUGACAUUUUAUCAGCUUGUUGUAUAACUUCCUGUUGGUAUUGUGAAUCUUACACAAUAAAUUGUAUUAUAACUUCAUUGCUGCAAAAUGUGACCUUCUUUGAAUAAAAACAAAAUUUCAGAAAAUCAGAAAGACCUGUUAAAUGAACUUCUGGCGGGUGACUCAUCAAGUGCCUAAUGUCAGAAACUAUCGCCAUCUUUCACCAGUGACCUUCCGUAGCUAUUAAUUUUAAUCAGAGGGAUUGCUUAGUCACUCAAGUGUUGCAUAAGCCAACAGCUGUGCUUAAGAAGAAGGCAAGGCUUUUUUACUUAAGAGGCAAUGCAGACAAUUGGUAGUUUAUAUUGUUAUUAUGAAAAACAAAGGGGACAAAAGGGUGAAGAAGAAGUUGGAGAAAAGAUGAAGAGACCACAGCUUUGUAAAACAAUCAAUAUUCACUUUACACCUUUUUUGUCUUGAAUACUUCAUCAAAGACUGUGCUACAUUUGUGAAUUUUUACAAUAAAGAUUUUGAUGUGCAGUGAAGACCCACCUUACGGCCACCUUUGUAAUACGGUCGCCUCGUUAUUACGGCCACGUUUCUUUGCGCGACAAAACGGCUGUACAUUUUCUUAUAAAAAAACCCUCGUCAAUACGGCCAACGGCCACAUUUUAAAGUCCCAAACAGAAGAAUCGUAUAUAAUUAUACCCCGUUAAUAUGGCCACUCGUUCGAAAUUUAGGAAAUUAAAAUGCUUGAGCCUGAUAUUGUGUUGUUUUUUGGACUUCAGUAUACGUAAAAUGCAUUUGUGGCGGUUUAAUAGCCGAUUUUUCGAAGUGUUACCUUUACUGAAGGAAAGUUUCAAGUAGUUUUUGCAAUUACUGUACCUGAAUUUACAUUCCGGGUGUUUGUUAAAGAGAACAGUUGUUCAAGAAGUGGGAAUGCGAUAUAUGGUGUAUUUGUUGUUUCUAGCCCUUAAGUAAUGAACUUUGACCCUGCCCCAGUAAUACGGCCAGUUUUUUUUACCCACUGUAUAUUUGUGAGGCUAGACACUCUUAACAAACUUAGAUAACUCAGCACUCUCCUUGCAAAUAAGUUCAACAUGUGCUUGUGUAUACUAGUAAGAGCUGCAAAUUUAAAGAUUAUUCAAUGCCAUGAACUUAAUGCUGACCAGUGGACACAUGUAAUCAUUGUUAUUAUUAACAUUGUGUCAAGACUUUCUGUUAUUCUCACACUUACACACUGUAAAUUUGUUUUUUACAAGUGUUAUUAUUUCCCAUGUUCAACACAUUUUUGAAAUCCAUCACCAAGAAUCGCGUCUUUCUGUUUUCUGUUUUUCCACUUUAUGCAGUUUCUCCACGAGAAGACUCACAACUGUUACUCUUGCUCUACAGGCACUGCAGUCUGUUUCAAAGGUUAUGAAGGAAUGUUGGUAUGGAAACAGUGCUGCACGACUAACAGCCUUGAGAAUCAAAAAGACUCUGACAGCUCUCUGUCAAGCUUAUGAUGUGGAUAUCAUGGUGUAAUAAUGCUGCUGCCCUAUGGAUAUCACAACCUAAAUUUUCUGAAAGCAGAUGAUUGACAUCCUCCUGGCAUAUGGAUAUCUUACUUAAAGGAUCUUCCUACAGUGUACAUGUAGCAUGCGGAUAUCCUGUCCAAGUAUCCUCUUGGAAAGUGAAUGUUUUGUGCAUGUGGAUUACAAGCAACAAACACUGUACCUACACGAACAACGUGGGCAUGUACCACACUACUGCCAAAGGUACAAUGAAGAAGCUGGCACCACCAGUAAGACACUGUGCAGCACAUUUCUCGUACUAAUCUAGGUGAAAAACAGACCCCAAUAUUUGGGGCAGUUCAUUCAAACAAAGCUCUUUCAGAAUAUUAUUAGCCACACAUGGACCUUUGCCAUUCACCUUCCCCAUGUAAAGCAAACGCUUUGUCAUUACAAAUAUUUUAUUCACUAAAUUGAAAUGCGUUUUUCAUUUAUUAGUACAUAUCAAAACCAUUAGAUAUCAUAUCCCUUUCAUAAGUAGGUGUAAUGCGAUUGUCCGGAAGAGUAUAGUCCAGAAUAGGACUGCUGUUGACAAUGUCUGACAUUGCGACAACCUGUGCCGAAGUCAUCGUCAGAGUGAAACUCAAGGUGACAAGGUGUUAGUGACUGCUUGUUAGCCAAUUACAUCACUGCUUUACAGGCAGACGACCAAUAAAAUCGCCGUUUACUUGACCUAUCAGGUCAAUAAACACAGGCAAAUACCAUCAACUGACGUUGCACAACUCACUUUGUCUCAGAUGAUAUUGUGAAAUGUCAGCAAUAGUCAUAUUUAGGACUACAUUCACCUCCGUUCACCUACUUUUGACUCGGCUCCUGGGCUGAAGCCAUUUUCAAUUCCCAGCUAGUUGUGUCAUUGCACAAAGUGGAUGGAACAAAGCAAACUUGUUUAUGAAAUCCAGGAGAAAUAUAGAUAAUUAGUUUCAAGUCCUCUCUGGAACUUGUGUAGGUAACCAGAUGUCAAGAAGGACACCAUUUAGUGGCCUUGUGCCAGCAUUUUAUGUAUCAUAUGUUCUUAUCACAGUACUUUAAGUACAGUAC